CUUAAACUGCGCAUGCCUAAAAUAUCAGUAGUGCUGUCGAUUGCUGUAAAGCUGCGCAUGUGCAAAAGAUCGAGAUUGAUCAUGUGCUGUCGAUUGCUGCACGCUAAGCCGCAGCCGUGCAAAAACUCCCUCAUUCGAAAAGAUAUAGCAAUGAAGGGUACUUUACGAUUAUCUGGAGGCUGUGCAAAUGUGCAACCUAAGCACGAGCCACCACAGACCGGCUACAUUCCAGGAGUGUAGUCGUUAAAUAAAAAGUUAAUUGUUGGUGAUCACACCAUUCAAGUUCAUGAGUUGAAGAAAAAUGUUCUUUAUAUGGUAGAAUGCACCAUGCUUCAAUGUAGUUUCUUCCAUCAAGAGAGUUCCACUCACUUUCAAUUCACUUUGCAACGUGUAAGGAGGAAGAUAAAAGAAAAACGAAAUAAAAUAAAUAAACCGAGGAGGAAAAAUAUCUUGAUGAAAGGUACCCAGAAGUGAAUGGCACCAGUACAUUUUGGAGGAAACUUAUUCGUAGACCAUUCUGCUUCAAAUUCGAAGUGUGUGGCAGGUGUGAGGGCUGUGGAUGGAUUUAGUGAUCAGCAAAUAUUCACUGGAUAUAAAAAAACACUGUUUUUUACGAUCGUAGCUGGGGCAAAGUCUCUGAUAGGCAGUCGCAGAAGUCUUCGUCGUACUCGUUGGGCAGGUGUAUAAGAGCCAAAGCGUCAGCUGAGUAAAAACGUGCGCUGGCGUGCGCAGAGCGUGCGUGCGGGCCGUGCGGGCCUUGGUGUACGAAAGUGUUUUGUUUGUUGAACAGGUGUGUAAGCAUUGAAUUCGUGUUGCACUGUUAACUCGAAAAGUGAAACAUAAUUAUUAAAGCAGCUUCAGUUAUUAUUGUUACAUUUACAUCAGUGUUAAUAUUUUAACAUUUUUUGUGCUCUGAAUGAUUGUAAACGGACGAUCGUUACUGAUUUGUAGAGAACUGUUUCGCAUAUUGCAUGCUUCGGGGAAAUAUCGUUUUUUCUCUCAGUCACCAAACAUGGCAAAAAGUAAAUAUGAAUACGUGAAAAAUUUUGAACUUGAUGAUACAUGCCUUCCUAAUUGUUGGAUUGUUAUAAGAAUUGAUGGAAGGUCUUUCCAAAGAUUUGCUGACAUUCAUGGUUAUGUUAAACCAAAUGAUAUAAGAGGACUGAAUUUGAUGUCUCGUGCUGCAACUUGUGUGAUGGAUGAAUUUCGAGAUAUUUGUCUAGGUUAUGGUCAGAGUGAUGAAUUCACAUUUGUGUUCAGAAAAGACACCAAUCUGUUCAACAGACGCGCAUCCAAGCUAAUGAGCACUGUCAAUAGCUUAUUUGCAUCUUCAUUUGUGUUUAAUUGGAAUUCAUAUUUCGGUCCAAUUCGUUUACAAUACCCACCUUGCUUUGAUGCUAGGGUAGUUCUGUAUCCAACUGAUAAGAACUUGCGUGAUUAUUUAAGUUGGAGGCAAGCGGAUGUUCAUAUAAACAAUUUGUACAAUACUGCGUUUUGGUCUUUGGUGUUGAAGAAAGGCUUCACAAAUGCUCAGGCAGAAGAAAGGUUGAAAGGUACUGUUGCUUCGGACAAAAAUGAACUAUUAUUCUCAGAAUUCGGUUUGAAUUACAACAAUGAACCAGCUGUAUAUCGUAAAGGGACCAUUCUCAUCCGAAAACUGUGCAAACAGCCACCAGAAGGAAAAUUGCGGCCAAUUAUAUUACCUUUCUUUACCGAUAUGAUUGGAGACUCGUUUUGGAAGGAGCAUCCUGAAAUACUUGGUUUGAAGUCUCUAGCAAUUUAUCAUCCACCUUCAGAAGAUCUACCUAAUGAGACUAACAAAAAGUCAUCAAGCCCACCAGGUUUGAAAAAUGGUCCCCCUGUUACUAAAUCUGUGUCAAGUGAAUCUGUAGAAAAAAGUGAUAAGGACAGUUAAGUUUUCCAAAUUAGAGUUUAUCCUAUUUUUUCAAUGUUCUGUUAAUUUUAGUUGUGCAUUUCUGAAGCGUACCAGAUUUACAUUCCUACAGUGUGUGUGUGUGUAGUUACAAAAACUGAAAAUGAAUUUCAGCAAGUGUGUCAGUUUUACUAUUGAAAGGUGCUGAGUACUGAUUGAAUAGUACUGUUCCUCUUGAAAUUGACUUUCUAUCUUUAUUCAAGCUUUUCUAGGGAGCUAUUUUGUAGGGAGUACAUAGUUCGUAUUAUCUUCAAAGGUUGUGUUUGGUCAUUCAGAGGAUGAAGUGAUAUGCUCUUGUGUUUGUAGCUGUUAGUAUUGGAGCAUUAUUAUAUUGAUUGAUAGUGCACUGUGUGUAGUGUGAACCAUUCUGUUAUUGUUUAAUUUGUUGCUUACAGUUCCUUAAAAUUCAUAUUUAUAUAAUUAAACCUAUUAGAAGUAACACAUUACAUAGGUCACAAACUUAUACAAUGGCCAUGGGCCAUUACUGACAAUUUUGUUAUGUUCCAAUAUAUCGGAACAGUACUUGUUGUAAACUGUCCAAAAAAAAAUUGAUCAACUGAAUAGGACCAGUAGCUUGGUUUGGGUUUUGUCAGUGAAUAUGUACAUCACUCCAUAUCAAUUUCAUUUUUUUCUUAAAAAUAAUACUCAAUAUAUAAUGGUAUACUCUCAAGCCCUGUUGUUCUGGGCACCACCUUCCUCUUCCGAGGAAGUUGAAUUAAUUUAGGAAACUUUACUGGCAAUGGGAGGCUAGUGGUUGCCUGCACUUGAUUGGAAAUGAAAUGUAAAUUAACUGGCAUAAACUACAUCAUGCUUUACAUUUCUGUGUAAGAUAUUCGUCUGCUUGACCAUGUAUUUUGGACCUUUAAGGAAGGGUAAUAUUUCUGCAGCUUGAGUCUUUGACUGUUCAAUUGGUACCUAGGCAGGUCUGCUAAAACAACUACAGUUGUAACAUUUGGUUACAUUUUGCCAAUAUUUGUACAUAGGGUUUCAAAUCCAAAUCCUAAAUAUAUGACGAAUUAUUUAAAUAAUAAUUAAUUUUUGUUGCAUUUGUAACAUUUCAGAAUUGUAGCAAUGUAAACUUCAACCUGAAAAACAUACAUUUUAGCAAUUUUCUUAUGAAAAAAAAUUAAUUUUAAGAACAAAAUGAAUUAUAGUAUGGUCAUAAAUGACUUUUGAAAUGAACAAAUUGACCAGCAGUCAAUGAUCACCAGCAGUCAGUCAGCAGUAUAAUGAUGCACUGUAAGCAACUUUCUUUGUCAGCUGGCAUGAAUAAAAAUGUGCUACAUUUCCCUGUCUGCUAGCUUUAUUAAAAUUUUUAUUUAUACGUGACAGAUUUUGAUUUUUUCAAAAGAUUACACAUUUUAUCAACUCGACUGAUUAUGAAAAAAUAGUGGUGACAAUACUUUAACAGAUCCAAAUUCUGUUUUAAGUUCAUUACAAUUGCGUAAUAAUCUCAUGUGUUUUAAAUCAAUAUGGUUACAUUUUCAUGAUUUAACAUUAUUUUUUUAAACAGUCUGUUACAUUUGCCAGAUGAGGAUUUGGCAACCUAUGGUCAUGCUAAUGAUUGAUCUAUCUUACAGCAACCUUGUUGAAGGGAAACGUGACAUGAAAGUGGACAUUUUUCUGUACAUUUAAUUUUUAUUUUGGAUCAUAUGCAGGCAGCAUUUGUUUAACCCAGGAGGUUGUGUCUUGCUUAUGAACGCAAUGGGCAGCAGGAGAGAAAAAGAGCCCCAAAGAAGGUUUUGAUGAUUGGCGUUUUUUUUAACAUCAUGAAAUAAUAUAAUUUGGUCUAUAAAUGAAAGUUGCAUAUUUCAUUACAUUCAUUGUGAAUUUCUUUUUUUUUAAUUAAUUGAUAAAAUUUAGAAAAUUCGACAUAUAGUGUAUUUGUCCAAAAGAAGAACUCUACACAAGGAAAGAGACCUUGUAGAAGGCAGUCAAUCUUUGAGGACAAGAAGUCUGAAAUAACGUCCCCCUCCUCGGGACAGAGGUUCAGACUGCACUGGUAACCUACCCGCGUAAAAAGUUAUUUAGUAGCGGUGUCCAGAAUAAUGGUCUUGGAAUAAUAACUAUGGGGAUGAACCAUGCUGGAGAUACUGGAACAUCUAAGAAUACUUGAUAGUAGACUAUCAGCACUUGCAGAAGAUGCUGAAUAAGAGGAAAGUCUAGAAAAAAGUGGACACAGGAACAGGUUAAAGAAUCUAACCCUUGGAAGUGCUGAAGAAAAAGUAUUUGGCUAUAUGAAGUUUGUUAACUAUUGAAUUAAAAAAAAAAAAGAGAGAGAGAGAGAGAGAAAGGGAAAUGUUUUAGACUUUCGAUAAACAGUCAGCAUGUAUUUCAAACAAUAGUAAUUGUUUGCAUAGUUUCCGCUAAUAAACAAUAGUUGUGAUUUGCAUUUGAUUUUUGUAGACAUUCUAUACUCGGAAUGUGUUGCAGUCCAAACUUCCAAGGUUUAUUUCACUUCUUAUGUGAUUUCUCUCUUGCACAUUAGCUCGUGCUGCUUUUGAUUGUAAAUAAUGAGUUAAAAUAAGAAUCAAGAGAGAGAGCUAAUUUUCUAGUGAUGCAACAGAAGAAUAUCAUUAAGCAUUUCCUUCAUUAUCACUUGGUCCAGUGGGUUUAUCCCCCUGAAAGUUAUCAUGAAUUGUUACUGGAAAUGGUCAUUGCAAGAAAUGUGUCCGCAGGAUGUUAUCAUUGCAGGGUGCAAUUCUAAGAAUUGACAGGGCAAUAAAAUUUGCAGAUAAAGGCUAGAAGGGUACUGAAAAUCACAAUGUGAACUAUUCUGAAACCGUUCAUAUAAAAAUAUUGCAUGGGAUCCAAAUUCUCCCCAUAAAUCUCCUGGGUUAAGUACAUUUUUCCUACGUCUCCCAUUAUGCAGUCAGAGUAGUAGUUACAAAAUUAUUUUCAACAAUUACAAUAUUUAGUGAGUUAUCUCUGCUGGAAGUUAUUUUAAAACUAGUGUUGAAAUUUUGUAAAAUUGUAAAUUAUCUUGUGCAAAACUAUACAAGACACUUGGAAAAUGAAAUCUACUUUUUAUAUGAAUGGAAAUUUGCUUUAUUUUGGGGGUGAUCUAAGUUAACAAUAAUGCAUUUUAUAAAAUACUUGAUAAUAGGUAAUUUUUGUAUUUGUUUUGCAUUCAUAGCUCCAAAAAAUCCAAAACAUGAUGAAGCAGAAAAGCUGCAAACUGGACACAAGAGACAAAAAAAAAAGUUUAAUUAAGGAUUGAAAACUCAUGUAAGUUUGAGGAUGUUUUCUCCAAUUUAAGGUUUCUGAAGUUUAUCCAGAAUUUUAAGAAAAAGACCAAAAAUGACCCUAUGCUUUAACAAACAGCCUUAAGAUUUACCCUAUCCUGGAUUGCAGAGGCAAAAUCCUAAAAAUUAAGUUUCUAUAAUUUUUGAAUGGUGAUGAGAUUUCACUCAGCAAAUGGCAAACGCAAUUUAAAAGUAAUAAAGUCAGCCAGGAUUAUCGGGCAUCUGUCUCUUCACAUUUGAUCUUUGAUGGUGAAACAAGAUUAUAAAAAGUGAAGGGAUAAAUGCAAUGUGCUAUAAAGUAAGUGCUUUGUCAAACUGUGAUAUGUAUAUUUUCAUUAUAAUGAAAGUAUUACUAGUAUUGUAAUAACCAUUCUUGAGACCUGAAAUUGAAGACACAAACAGGACUACUUUACCAAUGUUUUUAUCUUUAAGGUCUUCAAAUUAUUCUCAAACAUUAUUUGAUGUUCACCUGUGCAUAAACAUUGUAGUAACCAAUUAUUUAUCAUGUUUCUUCGUCUUCCAUGAAAUUCAAUUCUGGACUACUGGAGUUGGUUUACCAUAAACAUUUGGCAGCUCAAAAGAGGAAUGAAAUUAGACUGCCGAAAGUAGAGAUAAUGUAAAUCAUUCUGUGUUGCAUUUUAACAAAUACAGAUAGAACAAGUGCCCAUGUUUAUUUACUUGGUUAAUAAUUAUUUUGCACUCAUUGGCAAUAUAGAUACUCUUCAAAUGAAAGCACAAAAAUUAAAUCAAUGAAGUUUAUUUAAAGGUUUAUAUAUACAUGUUGAAAUUAUUAGCCCAGAAAAUGGGAUUUUACAUACAUUUGUGCCUUUUCAGUUGUGAUCAUAUUGUGAUGUGAACUGAUAGACAAUUUAGAAUAAAGUUUUUACAAAAAA
Messenger RNA from Gryllus bimaculatus (two-spotted cricket), 6071 nucleotides. The record is from the annotation of a GenBank genome assembly. Lineage: Eukaryota; Metazoa; Arthropoda; Insecta; Orthoptera; Gryllidae.